Trichoderma harzianum CBS 226.95 is the source of this 714-nucleotide messenger RNA. RefSeq lists its product as hypothetical. The record is from RefSeq and is a predicted model, not a curated record. Lineage: Eukaryota; Fungi; Ascomycota; Sordariomycetes; Hypocreales; Hypocreaceae. Bases 15 to 533 code for a protein of 172 amino acids. The transcript has a single exon.
UAUAAAUAUGGGCAAUGCAGACACCCCUUUUGAGUUCGGAAGCUACACACUCUCUUUCGAAAGAUAUCAGAAAUCCAAUGUUUGCAAUGUCUCAUCUGUUUGACUCGUUUCCACGAGGCCUGAUGGCCAGUGGGAAUGUCCUUUUCGCAACAGCAGCAUACUUUGCCGACUGGAGUCACACACAUGUCUUCAACCCACGUUGGCCACCUCAUGCCAAAUUCCACAAUGGACAGAGCAUGUCCUUCGGCGCUCUCUCCGCUUUGACUUCACUUUACUUGCUCGGCCGACGCAAUGCCAACGUCGAGGCUGCUAAGGACUCACUCUUUGUUGCGGCGCUCGUCGGCUCUUUAACCACUAUCGCUGGCUUGUCGGCAAUAUUAUAUCCUGGGACUGCCUGGAUGGACCCAGAGUAUGACACGGGAGCGUUGAUAGGACCUCAGGGAUAUGUUUUUAUGGUACAGCUUUUUGUGAAUUGGACUUGCUAUAACUUGGAAAAUGCACGACUCAACAAGCUAGAUAAGCUUAAGAAAUGAUUCAUCAACACCACGCAUAUAUCGUCACUGGGGGAAAGGAAGAUAAGACAAGGCUGAGGAAAUGAGUUGUAAUAAAAUAGAAGGUCAUCUGUGAAAUUACAGCAAGAUUGGUUGAAUGGACUCGGCGCUUCAGACUAAAGAUUGGUACUUUUUUAUAAUUGACCGCUACAGUGGUUUGCCU